UCCAAUUUGACCAGAUUCUCUUAAUCUUCUCUUAAUCCAAGGGCUGCCGUCAAUGUGGGGGGAACCGCUCUCCCCGUUGUCUUUUUGGCUGCUGCGUCUCUCUGGAUUGCGGCCAAGAGCGUUGGUAACGCCUUCACGGAGAGAGAGAGAGAGAGGGAGAGACGCAGCCAUGUGUGGAAUCCUCGCGGUGCUGGGGUGCGCUGACACGUCCCUCGCCAGGCGAUCUCGAAUCAUCGAGCUCUCGCGCAGGUUGCGGCACAGGGGCCCUGAUUGGAGUGGCUUGCAUUGUCAUCAGGAUUGUUACCUUGCUCACCAACGAUUGGCUAUUGUAGAUCCUACUUCUGGAGAUCAACCACUCUACAAUGAAGACCAAUCAAUUGUUGUUACGGUUAAUGGGGAGAUUUACAACCAUGAGGAGUUGAGAGCAAAACUCAAUUCUCAUAAAUUCCGCACUGGCAGCGACUGUGAAGUGAUUGCCCAUCUUUAUGAAGAGUAUGGCGAGGAUUUCUUGGAUAUGUUGGAUGGCAUGUUCUCAUUUGUUCUUCUUGAUACCCGUGAUAAAAGUUUCAUUGCUGCACGUGAUCCUAUUGGAAUUACUCCUCUGUACAUGGGCUGGGGUCUUGAUGGAUCUGUUUGGUUCGCUUCAGAAAUGAAAGCUCUUAGUGAUGAUUGUGAACGAUUUGUUUCCUUUCUUCCUGGGCAUAUAUAUUCUAGCAAAAAAGGUGGGCUAAGAAGAUGGUACAACCCACAAUGGUAUUCAGAACGCAUACCAUCGACUCCUUAUGAUCCUUUAGUUUUACGGGAGGCCUUUGAGAAGGCUGUUAUCAAGAGGUUGAUGACAGAUGUGCCAUUUGGUGUGCUUCUGUCUGGUGGACUUGACUCCUCGCUAGUUGCUGCUGUUGCUUCUCGGCACUUGGGACAAACAAAAGUUGCCAGACAAUGGGGAUCUCAGUUGCAUACAUUCAGCGUCGGUUUGAAGGGUUCUCCUGAUCUGAAAGCUGCUAGAGAAGUUGCGGAUUAUCUUGGCACUUAUCAUCAUGAGUUUCACUUCACAGUGCAGGAGGGUAUUGAUGCACUUGAAGAAGUCAUUUAUCAUAUAGAGACAUAUGAUGUGACGACAGUUAGGGCAAGCACUCCAAUGUUUCUGAUGUCUCGUAAGAUUAGGUCCUUGGGUGUCAAGAUGGUUCUUUCUGGGGAAGGUUCUGACGAAAUAUUUGGGGGUUACCUCUAUUUCCAUAAAGCACCUAGCAAGGAGGAGUUUCAUUUGGAAACUUGUCGAAAGAUUAAAGCUCUUCAUUUGUAUGAUUGCUUGAGGGCCAAUAAAGCAACUUGUGCAUGGGGUUUGGAGGCUCGUGUUCCCUUUCUGGACAAAAAUUUUAUCAAUGUAGCGAUGGACAUUGAUCCUGAAUGGAAAAUGAUAAGACCUGAUCUUGGUCGAAUUGAGAAGUGGGUCCUGCGCAAUGCAUUUGAUGAUAAUCAGAAUCCUUAUCUGCCAAAGCACAUCCUUUACAGGCAGAAGGAACAAUUUAGUGAUGGCGUGGGGUAUAGCUGGAUCGAUGGCUUAAAGCACCAUGCAAAUGAACAUGUUUCAGAUGCCAUGCUAAAGAAUGCAAGCUUUGUUUAUCCUGAGAAUACUCCUACAACAAAAGAAGCAUACUACUACCGGACAAUAUUCGAGAAGUUCUUUCCAAAGAAUGCUGCAAGGUCAACAGUACCAGGAGGCCCCAGUGUGGCAUGCAGUACUGCCAAAGCUGUGGAAUGGGAUGCAGCCUGGUCUAAAAAUCUUGAUCCAUCUGGUCGAGCUGCGGUUGGGGUUCACACAGCUGCUUACAAGGAGGUACCGGAAAAAGUAUCAGCUUCUGAGCAUUCCAGUUCUGUGAUUGGUUUCUCUCCAAAACAAGAUGGUGCGAUUGAGGCAGCUACAACUGCUACUGCUGUUUAAAUCUUCACUUCCAACCUCACCUCACAGAAAGUUAGAAACAGAACGAAGUUGGAGAAUACUUAAAUUGGUUGGUUGGUUUUUCUUGUUAACACCAUCGUGUUCCAGCCUCCUUCGAACCUGUGAUACUUGUUUCUAGUUGAGCCAACAGACAUUUUCAUGUCUGUGUUUCAUUGUUUAACUUGAUUUGACUUUUGUUUCGUUAGAGUAACUUCAGCAUGCUAAGAAUCUAAUGGCAUGCCUUAAUCUGCUCAACUGUCAUAUAUAAAUGAAUGAGUGCACUCAAGUGUUCUAUGUCCAAAA
Elaeis guineensis (African oil palm) is the source of this 2242-nucleotide messenger RNA. Its product is annotated as asparagine synthetase [glutamine-hydrolyzing] 2. The record is from RefSeq and is a predicted model, not a curated record. Gene Ontology annotation, cellular component: cytosol. Gene Ontology annotation, molecular function: asparagine synthase (glutamine-hydrolyzing) activity. Lineage: Eukaryota; Viridiplantae; Streptophyta; Magnoliopsida; Arecales; Arecaceae.